Messenger RNA from Recurvomyces mirabilis, 888 nucleotides. RefSeq lists its product as uncharacterized. The record is from RefSeq and is a predicted model, not a curated record. NCBI's taxonomy places the organism in Eukaryota, Fungi, Ascomycota, Dothideomycetes, Mycosphaerellales, Teratosphaeriaceae. The coding region runs from base 1 to 888 and encodes 295 amino acids. The transcript is spliced from 2 exons.
AUGUCGAAACUUUCGAUUACUUUGCUUUUACAUCGACUUACGCCCAAUGAGCAACAACGACGAGUCUUCGCGGGAGGUAUGAUUGUCUCCGCGGUGUGGACGUUCGCAUCUAUCUUCGCCGUCGCCUUACAGUGCGAUCUCAGCCGUCCUUGGAUCACUCUUGACCAGACUUGCGCUAGCUCGGCGAGAAUAUGGUAUGCUGUCGGCGCUUUUGAUAUCAUUACGGAAAUUAUGCUCGUGGCGAUGGCGGCGUAUCUGGUGUGGGAUCUCAAGAUGAUAUGGCAGAGUAAAGCCACAGUUGUGUUUGGGUUCGCGGUCCGACUACUAAUGAUCAUCGCAAUCGGCCUGCGCUUAGCGGCUUUCGAUCCCAUCGGUCUCACCACAAACCCUUUCAUUCUCGAGGACGAAUUCAUUAUCUGGAUGCAAACCGAACUCUGCUUCGCCAAUGUGUCCGCUAGUAUUCCUACUUUGCGCGUGUUUGUCAACUCUCUAACAACAAGCUACGGAGGUUCGGGCGAGAAAAGAACGAGGAGCUCGAACAAAGACUACUCGUAUGGCUCGCAAGGCAGCCGGCGACAACGGACGGGCAUCAUGCUUUCGAGCUUGAAGGUCGGCUCACGACCGAAAGCUAGAGCGUCGGUGAUUGGGUCGAAUCUCAGGUCGAACAAUGAUGAGCUAGAUACCCAGUGGCCUGCCAAGAGUGCCGGAGAGGCAUACGAUUACACCAUCUCUGGAGCUCGACGUGAUAACCUCGGAGAUCGAAGUCAAGAGGCGAGCAGUAAAGGUGGUGGUGGGGUCGAUGCUAUAAGUGUCGGCAGUAGUGAGAGUCAACAGCGCAUGAUCAUCAAGAAGGACAUCACGUGGGAUGUGCAGAGUGAGAGGAAUUGA